Messenger RNA from Gopherus flavomarginatus (Mexican gopher tortoise), 5229 nucleotides. RefSeq names its product zinc finger and BTB domain containing 9 (gene ZBTB9). NCBI's taxonomy places the organism in Eukaryota, Metazoa, Chordata, Testudines, Testudinidae. Gene Ontology annotation, biological process: regulation of transcription by RNA polymerase II. The transcript is spliced from 2 exons. Bases 199 to 1635 code for a protein of 478 amino acids. Gene Ontology annotation, molecular function: DNA-binding transcription factor activity, RNA polymerase II-specific; RNA polymerase II cis-regulatory region sequence-specific DNA binding; protein binding. The record is from RefSeq and is a predicted model, not a curated record.
UGUGGGAGGGGGGUUGAGGGUCCCCGCUCUCAGGGUCCUGGGCUGCGAACACUCAUUCGACCCCCUGUCGGGCCCCGUGACCCCCAGUGGGGGUGGGAGGGUUGAAGGCCCAGUAACGAACCCCGACCACUCUGCACCAGCGCUCUCCUGUAACAGGCCGUGCCACGGAAAGGUGACCUGCCUUGGGCAGGCGGUGCCAUGGAGCCAGAGACCCGCAGCAUCCAGAUUGAGUUCCCGCACUAUGCUGCGGUGCUGCUGGAAUCACUCAACAAGCACCGCCUGGAGGGCAAGUUCUGCGACAUCUCCAUCCACGUGCAGGGCCAGGUCUUCCAGGCUCACAAGAGUGUGCUGGCCGCCUCCUCGCCCUACUUCCAUGACAAGCUGCUCCUCAACGACACCAACUGCAUUGUGCUGCCCAGUGUCAUUGAGCCAGAGGCCUUUGAGAAUUUGCUGCAGCUCAUCUACUCUGGCCGUCUCAAGCUGCUGAUGGAGGCACUGCCCAGUCACCUGCUGGUGGCCAGCGGGCUGCAGAUGUGGCAGGUGGUGGACCAGUGCUCUGAGAUCCUUAAAGAGCUGGAGGGGGGACCCUGCCGCCCCUGGUCCAGCCGGGCAAGCGAGAGCCAGUCUCCCAGUAGCAGCAACUAUUUUGCCGUGAAGGACGACGGGGAACCAGGGGGCAGCAGCUCAGAGGGGCCAGGGCAUGGUGGGGUGUCAUCAGGCCGGGCAGCUCCAGGCUGCCUUGACAAUGAGGUGAUGAAGAUCCGGGUGUCACAGGAGGAAGAGGAGGAGGAAGAGGAGGAGGAGGACCAUCAGGCCCAGAUCUGUAGCGGCUCAAUGGACAAGGCUGUGAAGAUUGUACUGGAGGAAGAUGAAGAGGGUGGUGGCAGAGGUGGCUCCAAGGGGCCGUCUUCAGGGGAGCUGGACAGUGCCUUUCGUGGCCCCCGUGACCACCCCAAGAUCUUCUAUAUCAAGCAGGAGCGCUUUGACCCUGACGAGGCAGCAGUGGCAGCACUGGGAGGUGGUGUGAGUGCUGCAGGUGAGGCCAGCUUUCUCAAGUCGCUGGCACAGGGGCGGGCGUUGGGCAUGGCUGAGGUUCAGGGCCUGUGCCAGGCGGAGUUCCAGCCAAGCAGUGAAGUUAGCUAUAUAAUCCCUGCUGCAGGCACUGGUGCCGCCUCCUCCUCCUCCAUCACUGCCCCUGGCUUCACCAUUAAGGCCCAGCCCCUCUCCACUGAAGAGGCCGGGUUCCCCCAGAGCUCCUGGAAGCCAGUGGACCUACAUGGAAAUGAGAUAAUUGCCCAUGCAGUGCAUGGCCAGGUGGUGCAUGCGCCUGUUAAGAUUGUGACGGCACCUGAUGGAAAGAAGUUUGGCUGCCUGUGUGGCAAGCGCUUUGCUGUCAAGCCUAAGCGUGACCGGCACAUCAUGCUGACCUUCAGUCUGCGCCCCUUUGGCUGUUCCAUCUGCAACAAGAAGUUCAAGCUGAAACACCACCUGACGGAGCACAUGAAGACCCACGAUGGGAACCUGUAUUCAUGCGAGGACUGUGGGCGCAAGUUCCGUGUGCAGAACUGCUUCCUCAAGCACAAGGAGCUGUGCAAGGGCCAGGGCUGGGCCACUGCUUGCUGGACCUACAAAUAAAACCUGGGAUGGCACUGAGUGGAGGACUCCUGCCAGCCUUCUCUAGGCCUGAUCUAGCCCCUGAGUUCUGUUGCUCUGGAUCCUUGCGGAUCUGCCCUCCUGAGCUUGGUAACCUGCUCCAGGGCCCCGGGGACACCAAAACAUGAAAGGACACAAAUGGGAGCUGGGCAGACCAGGGGAUUUGGCCCCAGCAUGUUAGCUCCCCAUGCUGCUUCAUGGCUUAGUGUUUCUGACAUACAGAACCUGCCAUGGGUCAAAGGAGGGGAGAUGCCCCAGGCUAAUGUUGGAGCUCAGGGCAGGAGGAUGGAGCAAGAGGCUAAUGGGAACCUCAAGGCUAGGGAUUAACAGCCAUAUUACAUCCCUAUUCCCAGUCUGGCCUUGCCCUCCUCUGAAAGAAUACAGCUCUGUUGUGAGCGGACUCAACUGCUGGAUCCCACAUACUCUUCACUCAGCUGAGUCUGAGCAGAGCUGUGUCACUGUUCCUGCCUCUGGGUUUAUAAGGCACACUCCCAGGUGUGGAUUCCAUGGCUGCUACCUUUCCUUGGGAUGUGGGAAUCUGCAGCCUAACCACCCUAGCCACCAAAACCAGCACCUCAGCCUUCUCCAGCCCUCAACUGCUUGUACACAUUCCCUCAGAAUCCACCUUGCUGUGGGUGCUCAGGGCAGAUGACUAACCCCUUAGGGACAAUAAGGUAGGUGAGCAAAAAACACAGGCUCAGCAAAGUGAUUUCUUAAUCACAGACACUUUACUCUUAAAGCAGCGGAGUGUUACAGAUCUGUGCAAACCACCGUCCUGAGCUGCCCUCUAGUCUGAUCUCACUCCUGCGAGACUGAGUUCUGGUCAGUGACCCAGACAAGGCCGAGUCCCUACUGCCUUCUUCCCUUCAAUCCUGUCUUGUGGAGUGUGGCAGGGCAGCCCGCCCUUCUCCAGGAGCAUUCCCCUUAAACCUAGUCUCUGACCCUUCUGGACCAUGUGUCCAGUCUAGGAUAUUCCAACCCCAUGCCCUGUGAGGCCCAGUGAAGAAAACCAUUGCUCCUGAACUGGGCCAGUCUUUGAAUCAUCCAAAGUUGAUGGGCCUUGAUGGUCCAGUCAUUGAUGGUCCUUUCCCUGGCAGGGCAGUGUCUGGAAUAGACUGGCUGUGUCGAAGUCAGGCAAGCUUUUCUACACGGUGCACAGAAUGAGAGAGAGGCACAUAAACAGAAAUCAAAGCCAAAUGCAGUUCCCCAUUUGAUACAGACAUAACUCUCUUCUCUUGCAGUCACUGGCUAGGUCAGUAACCUGGAGGCUACAAACCCCAGCACCGUGGCAUGCAUGGGGAGGAUGGGGAAAGCUCAUUGUGGGAGCCAUGGUCAUAUAACUCUAGUGGUUUUGCCCAGGCUCCCUGGUCCACCACCCUCAUUCAAACCAGGCCCAGUGUGAGCUCCCCCUCCUGCCAGAGCAGCUCAGCCACUCCAUUCUCAACCCCUUCAUUGUGCUGUGAGGCACAUCCCAGGCCUAGGGACUCAGAUUCCCCUGUGAGCCACAGCACAAGGUUGGGGACAGGGGUAGAGGCUGGUGUGAAUGUGCUGUACACUAGAGAGUGUGGGUCUUUGCCCACCCUUCUAAUGGCUGGUGCACAAAGCAGGUGGCAGAGUGACAUGUUCAGAGCAAGCGCCAGAGGUCAGUUUUGUGGAGCUGAAGUCCCUGGGUCACUUCCACCGUAACCCAUGUGGGGGUGGGGUUGUCAGCCCCUCUGCAAUCCCCUUAGUCUGCUUGAUUUCUCCCCGUCUUCUGGCUUCAGCAGCCUCACCCAUUCUUGUCCCUGGUUUCCUGCUGUGGGUGUGUUUCUUAUUGGACUUGUUUUAUUUGCCCUCUUCUUCCCACCAGUUCCCUGCCGUGGUUCAUGCCCUUUGCCACUGGCAUCACUGGCUUGAGUGGGAAUCUGUUUCCUUGAAUAACACCUUGAGCCUUCUCACUCAGCCAAAGAGGGAAAGCCAUUCCCUUGUUUUUAAGUGUAUGCACCUCCCUGGGUCCCCCUGCAUGGGCUGUGCACACACAUCUCUUCACCGCAGCCUCUGCUAUUGGUGGUUAAGAACAUAAGAACAGCCAUGCUGCGUCAGACCAUUGGUCCAUCUAACCCCAUAUCCUGUCUUGUGACAGUGGCUGGUGCCAGAUGCUUCAGAGGGAAUGAAUAUAACAGGGCAAUUUAUCAAGGGCCAUCCUCUCUCAUCCAGUCCCAGCUUCUGGUAGUCAGAGGUUUAGGGACACCCAGAGCAUGGGGUUGUAUCCCUGAUUAUCUUGGCUAACAGCCAUUGAUGGACCUGUCCUCCAGGAACUUAUCCAGUUCUUUUUUCAACCCAGUUAUACUUUUGGCCUUCACAACAUACCCUGGCAAUGAGUUCCACAGGUUGUCUGUGUAUUGUGUGAAGAAAUACUUCCAUUUGUUUGUUUUUAAACCUGUUGCCUAUUUAAUUUCAUUGGGUGACCCCUAGUUCUUGUGUCACGGGAAUGAGUAAAUAAGAUUUCCUUAUUCACUUUCUCCAUACCAUUCAUGAUUUUAUAGACCUAUAUCAUAUCCCACCUUAGUCGUCUCUUUUCUAAGCUGAACAAUCCCAAUCUUUUUACUUUCUCUUCAUAUGGAAACUGAUCCAUACCCCUGAUCUUUUUUUUUUUAGUCCUUUUCUAUACUUUUUGCAAUUCUAAUAUAUCUUUUGAGAAAGGGGACCAGAAUUGCACACAGCAUUCAAAGUGUGGCUGUACUGUGGAUUUAUUUAGUGGCAUUAUGACAUUUUCUGUCUUAUUAUCUAUCCCUUUACUAAUGGUUCCUAACAUUCUGUAGCCUCUGGGUUGGGUUCAAGGAUUUUAAUUUCUUCCCUGUUGACUAGCUCAGGAACACUCCGUGUGGAUGUGAAUGAGAUUAGCUUGUUCCAGAGCAGGGUGCUGCUCUAGCAGGGGGUCCAUACAGACCAAGCAUUUCUGACCCAAGUAGCUUCAGUUUUCUGCAUGUUUUCUUUUGUCCCUGCUGGGGGGAGACUGAGCUGAAUCUGGCCAUCUCAGCAAAGUGAUGGCUGGGGAGGAGAUAGGGUUGUAACUACUAAUGUCUGAAGGUUGCCAGUGCCAAGGACUAGGGCGAAGGGAACAUGUAGGGCAGUGGUUCUCAAACUUUUGUACUAACCGUAAAUUUAAAAACACUUUUUAAUAUAUUUAACACCAUUAUAAAUGCUGGAGGCAAAGUGGGGUUUGGGGUGGAAGAUAACGGCUCACAACCCCCCUAUGUAAUAACCUCACAACCCCUUGAGGGGUCCCGACCCCCAGUUAGAACCCCUGACAUAGGGGGAUCCAAAUGGAGAGAGCUGAGAGUCACUGUUCCAGGAGCUCUGAAACAAUCCCCUGUCUCUGACGGACUGGUGGGAUCCCUUCCCUGAGGGGAGGGCUGGAGGAAGCUCAAUCUUGCCUUGGGACCCAAGGAUGGUUCAGAAACUCUGGCAUGGAGGGGAUCAUACAGGGAGAGUUCUGUGGAGAGGGGCAUGAACCAAUUAGCGCAGGGUUCUUGUGUGUAGCAGUUGUACAAACCCAAAUGUCUAUAUUGUAUAAAAUUUUGCUAUGGAAUCUAA